GCAACACUUCUAACAUCUGUCAAAACCAUAAAAUCGAUGAUCGAAGUGUUUUGUGACCAUUAUUUUAAAAUAUUUAAUUUUUAAUAAAAAUAAGAUGUAGCUGGAGAUUUCUAACUGCAUUUAUUUCACAGCAAUGUUCAGUACUUAAAUCUUACUCUUAAAUUUCAUUCAACACAUAAAAGACAUUAUUAAAAAUGGGUAACAGAGAUGUGUUUAUGGCGAGGUAUUCCGCAUUCAGCCCCUACCGGCUGAGGGAAAGGGAGAUGGGCUUCCCGACCCCUAUAGGCGCUGAAGAUGCCAUGGCGAAGAGCUUAUAUUGUGGCAUGAAGCCCAUAGCAUCUUGGGAUUUCGACCGAAGCAAGACUGUGCCCACUGGAGGCGUGUUCAACCUUGAGUUCUCGCCGGACGGGACAAUGUUGGUGGCAGCUUGUGAGAAGAAAUCAAUACAGAUAUUUGAUCCUCUGACUCAUCAGAAGAUUCAAUCUGUCAAUGAUGCACAUUCAGAUUGUGUUAAUUGUGUUAAAUUCCUGGACGCCCGAAUGUUCGCGACAUGCUCGGACGACACAACAAUAGCGUUGUGGGAUGUGCGCAACUUAAAGAAGAAAAUACGCACACUGCUUGGCCACUCCAAAUGGGUGAAGAACAUUGAGUUCUCAGUAAAAGACAAAUUGCUGGUGACUUCCGGAUUGGACGGCAGCAUAUACACGUGGGACAUAAACUCGUAUACCGAAUACAAUCUGGUGUAUCAGAAGGUGUUUCACACGUCGAGCCUGAUGAGGUGCAGGCUGUCACCCGACGCGCGGCAAAUGGUGAUGUGUACCACCGGCGGCUUGCUCAUCAUCAUUCACGACCUGAACCUGUCCACGUUAGCUCAAGAUUUACACGGAUUUAAGCCAAAUCUAUACAGGCUGAUGCAAAUGAGUCAACAAAUGAUACCAAUAGCAGCUAUGUACGACCAUCUGUUUGAUAGCAGUAGGAAGGAGAAUCGAGUGGAAUUUGUCGCUGACUUCCCCGAGGACAAUGACGCUGAGGUGGUCAGCGCGCUCCAGAUUCACCCACAAGGAUGGAGCGCUUUGAGUAGGAAUAUUAGUCAUGAUGAUAGGUCCGAGUGGACGUGCAUACACGACAUCCAGCCGCUGGAGUCGGAGCGCGGCGUGGCGCGCGACUCGUGCCGCGCUCCGCCGCGCUGCGCCCCGUCCCCCGCGCCUGCGCACGCGCCCGCGUCUCCGCCGCGCCGCGCGCGCCCCACCUGCCUGCCAGCGCGUGCGCGCCUCCGCCCGCUAGCGCGCACGCACUCGCGCUCGCAGCUACUCGACGGGAUAUCACCGGCGUCCCGCUCGCGAGCCGAGUCGGAGCCCGAGCCGGAGCCGGGCCCGAGCUCGGCGGCGUCGUCGGUGCCGGCGGAGGAACAACUCGCCGCGCCCGCCCCCGCGCCCGCCGCACCGCCCGCCGCACGACUCGUCGCGAGCAUGUCUAGUAUUCAGAACGACGUGUGGGAAGCUUCCAUCACGGUCAAGCAGAAUAGAAUGCUCCAAGAAUUUUACAGCAGGGGGCAAUUGCGGCGGAACUUCAACAUGCAGCGGAUAACGGGCAUCAACACGGGCAUCACGCCGCCCGCCGCGCUGCGCCCGCGCCUCACAGGAUUCGGCUUCGCCGUCGACCCCGGGGAGAGUAGCAUGUUGGCGCCGUCCACAUCGGGCCACACGUCUCGCGACAUCACCACCGAAGACGGUCCCGCGCCCAGGCGAUACGCGGAUAGGUUCAUAAGGCAGAAUAAAGAAAGACUGCUCUACUACAUAGAGGAGACCAACGAGGGCAAAGGGUUUAUCAAAGAACUCUGCUAUUCAGCGGACGGUCGGCUAGUGUGUUCGCCUUUCGGCCGCGGUAUGCGACUCUUGGCAUUAAACGAAGACUGCAGCGAACUGCCACACUGCGUCCAGGAUCUCAACAGGCCACGGCUGAUGGUGGACGUGGGGCAAAGCCUCGGCAUUCACCAAGACCUGGUGGUUAGCUCAAGGUUCAGCCCCCGCUACCACAUGCUGGUGACAGGCUGCUUAGAGGGCAAGAUAGUGUGGUACCAACCGUACAGCGGCGAGGCUCUUUACUAGUUACUUAAUAAAUUAAAUUUACCUCAACACAUUUCAUAAAUCAAAUAGAUACCAAA
This is a messenger RNA of Manduca sexta (tobacco hornworm), 2164 nucleotides long. Its product is annotated as DDB1- and CUL4-associated factor 10-like. Gene Ontology annotation, cellular component: Cul4-RING E3 ubiquitin ligase complex. Lineage: Eukaryota; Metazoa; Arthropoda; Insecta; Lepidoptera; Sphingidae. The record is from RefSeq and is a predicted model, not a curated record. Gene Ontology annotation, molecular function: protein binding.